AUGUUAUUUUCUUUUCUUCGAGAAUUCUCCCAUUUUUUUUUUGUCUGUGUGUUUGAAUCCAUCGAAGGGCCAUAUCUCGUUAUAUGGUUGUUUUGCCUUGUUCGAGCUCCGCAGCGUUACUUCGUUUUACAGCUCUUGCCAGUCGGUCAUUUGGGCCCUACGCUGGCUUUUUCAUCCAUUCUCGAGUCUUCAAAAGUACGUCUGCCAAGUCAGGGCGUUCUCGUUCUGGAAUUCAGAGAACUUCGCAGAAUGGAGGCGCCCAAGUCGAACACCCCCUCUGUCAGAGUGGCUUUUGAAGGAUGUGGACAUGGCUGUUUGCAUGAGAUCUAUGCCUCUGUCGAACGAGCUGCCACUCUUAAGGGAUGGGAUGGCGUCGAUUUGGUUGUAAUUGGAGGUGACUUUCAGGCUGUACGCAAUUCCAAUGACUUGGCCUGUAUGGCUGUUCCAAAGAAGUUCCGACAGAUCGGAGACUUCCACGAGUACUACAGCGGAAAGCGAACCGCUCCAUACCUGACCAUCUUCAUAGGUGGCAACCAUGAAGCGAGUAAUCAUUUAUCCGAGCUCUACUAUGGUGGUUGGGUGGCCCCUAACAUCUAUUAUAUGGGUGCUGCGAACGUCCUUCGCUUUGGUCCUCUACGUAUUGCUGGUCUAUCAGGCAUUUACAAAGGCUAUGACUAUACAAAGCCUCACUUUGAAAGACUACCUUACAACGAAGGGGAGAAGCGCAGCAUAUUUCAUGUGCGUGAGCUGGAUGUCCGCAAGCUUCUGCAAAUCCGUACGCAGAUUGAUCUUGGUCUGUCCCACGACUGGCCCAGAGGCGUCGAGUAUUCUGGAGAUUAUGAAAGGCUUUUUCGCAUAAAGAAAGACUUUCGCUACGAUUCAGAGCAAGGUCUCCUAGGUAGCCUGGCGGCAAAGUACGUUCUCGACCGUCUGCGUCCCGCCCAUUGGUUUUCUGCGCAUUACCACAUCAAGUUUACAGGUUCUGUUCAGCAUGGCAAGUAUGCCAUUCCCCUUGGGCACAAAGCGCAACAAAAAUCUCAACAUGAUCUUCUUCAGCCUCAGAAGCUCCCUUACAUGUUUGGCAUGGACGGCGCCUCAGUUUCCCGAAGCUUGAGUGACUUCAUCGAAGCAGAACAUGAGCCCGAAGGAAAGGAGCCUAAAGUCGAAAAAAAAAAGCAAGAACUAGAGGGAAUUCAAUCGUCUUCAGAUCAUCCUGGUAAUGAGGUUACGAACACCGAAGCCGCUACGUCUAGUUCCGAAACGUCCACCCUUAAUCCUGAAGCGAGGGCCUUCAAUCCUAGCUCAGACGAAAAGCCAUCCGAUGAAGUGGCUCACCAAGUUCCAGAACACGUCACUAUCGCGGCAACCUCUACCCAGGGCUCGGGCCAGCAGCAGAAUGAUGACACCACGAGCCGUAUUUCCGCAUGGAAAAAUUUCCACAAUGUAGCAGCCAGCCAGGAAGCUGAGGAGAACUCUCGCUUUUUGUUGGAACAAAGUAACUCCCAAGCAGUUCGCAACAUACAACACAAUUUGACCUGGCGCCAGGUUGACAUCGAUCAUGACGGGACAAGACGGAGGCUAGGUGUGGAGGGAUCUGAGUCUGCAGACGGCCCUGGUAGCAAAAAGCAGAAAAUCAGCCAUGAUGCUAGUAUCGUGAAGAACGCGGACGAAAUUGACCUGGAUCUUAGUGAUUCCGACCAGGAGGGCCAAGCUGAAAUCACGCCUAGUUUUGAGACCAGGGCACCUGCACAGAUCUCGGAGAACACUGGAAAAUCCGAAGGAGUGCCUGAAGACAUUCGAAACCAACUUCCUGCCAGCUUUGCUCGUCCUUCGUCUGCUUCAGAACCUGCUCAGGACAUGCCCGUCAGCGAGCCUCUGCCAGAAGCUAUAACAAACACGACCACUCAAUUCCUCGCUCUAGACAAGUGCACGCCUCGCAACCAGUUUCUUCAACUUCUAGAGCUCCAGCCGAUAUCUGAACAGGAUGGCGUGCAAUCUCAGCGUCCUUACCGCUUGCAGUAUGACAAGGAGUGGCUAGCGAUUCUUCGGGUUUUUGCCAACGACCUUGAAUUAGGCGGCAAUCCCGAUGAUACCCCCUGUCCCGACAAAGGGAACGCCGUUUACAAGCCUCAGAUCAUCGAGGAGGAGAAAUGGAUAGAAGAGAAUGUGGUUAAGCCCGGUAAACUCGAUGUUCCGGAAAAUUUCACCAUCACCGCUCCAGUUUAUGAUGAAUCGGUUCCUAUCACGACAGAGCAAAUGCCGUUAGACUAUAAUAACCCUCAAACCGCCCAGAUUUGUGAACUUAUUGGCAUUGAGAAUAAAUUCUAUGUUAGCGAAGAAGUCAGUCGGGCGCGUGCCGCUGCCGGUCCACGGACGGAUCAUUCCAGAACAGGAGGCAGCGGUACAUCCAUGCGACGCGGGUUUGGCCACGGCCGUGGACAUGGAGGCGGUCGCGGCCGAAACCGUCGGUAUUGA
Aspergillus chevalieri is the source of this 2475-nucleotide messenger RNA. Its product is annotated as RNA lariat debranching enzyme. Bases 1 to 2475 code for a protein of 824 amino acids. Lineage: Eukaryota; Fungi; Ascomycota; Eurotiomycetes; Eurotiales; Aspergillaceae. Gene Ontology annotation, cellular component: nucleus. The transcript is spliced from 3 exons. The record is from RefSeq and is a predicted model, not a curated record. Gene Ontology annotation, biological process: mRNA splicing, via spliceosome. Gene Ontology annotation, molecular function: RNA lariat debranching enzyme activity.